Messenger RNA from Labrus mixtus (cuckoo wrasse), 1838 nucleotides. It is a transcript of the gene ccn5, whose product is annotated as cellular communication network factor 5. The record is from RefSeq and is a predicted model, not a curated record. Gene Ontology annotation, biological process: cell adhesion; signal transduction. Bases 177 to 1238 code for a protein of 353 amino acids. Gene Ontology annotation, molecular function: integrin binding; heparin binding. Gene Ontology annotation, cellular component: extracellular matrix; extracellular region. Lineage: Eukaryota; Metazoa; Chordata; Actinopteri; Labriformes; Labridae. The transcript is spliced from 5 exons.
AUGUGAAACAUUUCUGAUGCUGGUCCUGUGCCUGUUUACACGGCAGUCAGCCUGUGACAUCACAGUCCAGACUUUAUAAAUGUCAGCGGGCGAAAGAAUGAGCAGCGAGCAAACAGCUGCACCGUCACAGAGGUUAGAGAGAGACACACCGAGCUCCGUCAGCAACACCAGCCCCCAUGGACCGCCUGCUGUGUGCCUGUGUGAGAGCUCUGGCUGUACUGCUGUGCGUGGCUGCACAGGAGGUGUUGUGCCAGCAGUGUGACAGACCCUGCAGCUGCCCGGGACCUGUCCCCCAGUGCCCCUCAGGAGUCCCCCUGGUGCUGGACGGCUGCCGGUGCUGCCAGGUGUGUGCUCGACAAAAAGGCGAGCCCUGCACAGAGAAGUUCCCCUGCGACAGCCAGAAAGGACUGCAGUGCGACUUCAGCAUCAGCCUCCCCGGAGAGGCGGGGGAGUGUGUCAGUCAGGAGGAUCUGGGCUGUGAAGUCAACGGCGUAACGUACCAAGAGGGCCAGGCGUUUCAGCCGUCCUGUGACACCUACUGUUACUGCACGGGUGGAGGUGUGAGCUGUAAGCCGACGUGUCCUCUGACUGCCCGUCUGCCCACUCCGGACUGUCCCAACCCGCAACACAUCCGGCUGCCGGGGAAGUGCUGCAAGGAGUGGGUGUGUGAGAACCUGGAGAACACAGUGAUUCAAGACGCAAUCACAGCCAUGCGACCCCGCAGGUUUUGGCCAGCUCUCACCAGAAACCACAUUCUGCACAAAGUAUUCCCGACUGCUCCUCCCUGUGUGGAGAGGAGCACCAAGUGGAGCGCCUGUUCGCAGAGCUGUGGGGCUGGGGUCUCCACACGGGUCUCCAACCAGAAUCCAGCCUGCAAGCUGCAGAUGGAAACUCGACUUUGUAAAGUCCGGCCUUGCAAUGCAGUCCAGCCCACAGCCAGGAAACCCAUGUGGGGACAGCAGGGGCGAUGCACGGCCAGCUACACCUCACCAGGUCCCAUCCGGCUCAUCCACCAGGGCUGCUUCAGCACGCAAGCCUACAAGCUCCGGUACUGCGGCCAGUGCACGGACUCGCGCUGCUGCACGCCGUAUCAAACCAGCACGGCUGAGGUGACCUUCAGGUGCCCGUCCGGCAGACUCAUACGGAGGCCCGUGAUGAUGAUCCACUCGUGUGUUUGUCACAAUAGCUGCCCCUACGCACCUUACAGCAACCCGGCUCUGUGGGGAUUUAGGCCCUGAGUGAACAGAACGGAUAGUAAGAGAAGCCUUUAAAACAACAUCACUAAAUGUGUCCUCUUAACAAUGAACCUUGAAAAAGAAAAGUAUAAAUGGAGCUAAAACUGUGAUUGAAUUGGGAUGAAUGAUGGCCUUCAGACAUGUACAAUCUCAAUCUGCACUUAUUCCCUCAUCCUAAAUACUCUUCAUCUUGUCAAACCAACUAUUUGUCAUCUUGACUUUUUUGAAGAGUAGAAAAGAUUUGGUCAAUCCAGAGAGAGACAGCAGACAUAACUUACUGUGUACCUGUAUAUCAUAAUGUAUUAGAGUGAACUAAACGAAGUGCUCUAAAGGAAGAACAAAAAACAAAGUGGUCGACUGAGAAGACAGCAACAUGUCAAAGUAAUUACAAAGAUAAAGUAUUAAGACAAAAAUAGGGUUUUUUGAAAAAUAUGCACUGACUUACCCUCUCUAACUCUCCUCCAUGACAACAGGUCAUAAUGCAUCAAGUCAAUAGUGAACUAUCUGAAACCAAAGUCACAGGGAGCCGAUAGAAGAGAAAUUUAAACCGCCAUAACGUUUUUUUGUUGAACGCAUUUUUUCUGAUUUCUCGACUAUUUUCAG